AUGUAUUUGAUUCCAGCCAACGCAAUUCAAGUAAUGUAAAGAAUCACCUUAAUGGGUUGGCAAUAUAAGCCAGGUCCGCCCUCACACACACUUACAGAAAGGGCUCCAUUCACAUCACACCUGGGACAAGAUCCUAGCAAGACGUUCGUAAAGGUUAACAAUGUUAGUCACUGAUAUACUGGCCGCUUCUGACAUUAGCAACGCCAUUAAAGAAUGCCAGGCACUUGAAUCCUUCGAUUUCAAGAAAUUCUUUCAGACUUCUGGUCUAUCUCGAAAGUCUGCAGACGAAAUCAAAAAUGUUUUCCUGGCCAUGGACGAUGACGACAGUGGCUACAUAGAACUGGACGAGUUGAAGUUCUUCCUGCAGAGGUUCUCUCCAAUUGCUAGGGUGCUGACUGAGGCUGAGACUGAGGCAUUCCUUAAAGCUGCAGACACCGAUGGUGAUGAGAGGAUUGGCACUCAGGAAUUUGUAACCCUGGUGAUGUCGUAGACUCUACAGAACUGAAGAGAACAGACUGCCUCUUUCGCUUCUUACUUAAACUACAAAUCAAAAUACAAGGCACAAGUUUAUACAGCAGAAUCAUAUUACUAAUAACAACAUUGUAAAAGUUGCUUUGGACUUGCAGUCCAGACUGGUAUUUGUAUAAUAUAGAUGGAAUAACCUGAUCUGUAAGAGCAAUGAGAUGGGAGGAUCAAAACAAUAAAAGAUCUGUCCUUGUAUCCAA
Molecule: messenger RNA, 725 nt
Organism: Callorhinchus milii (elephant shark)
Lineage: Eukaryota; Metazoa; Chordata; Chondrichthyes; Chimaeriformes; Callorhinchidae
Product: parvalbumin, thymic
Exons: 5
Coding region: 161-490 (109 amino acids)
Cellular component (GO): nucleus; cytoplasm
Molecular function (GO): calcium ion binding
Source: RefSeq, a predicted model, not a curated record